Molecule: messenger RNA, 1518 nt
Organism: Penicillium brevicompactum
Lineage: Eukaryota; Fungi; Ascomycota; Eurotiomycetes; Eurotiales; Aspergillaceae
Gene: dot1
Product: histone methyltransferase DOT1
Exons: 2
Coding region: 1-1518 (505 amino acids)
Biological process (GO): subtelomeric heterochromatin formation; DNA damage checkpoint signaling; DNA repair
Cellular component (GO): nucleosome; nucleus
Molecular function (GO): histone binding; histone H3K79 methyltransferase activity
Source: RefSeq, a predicted model, not a curated record
AUGGGGUUUUUUGACCACCUACAGAAAGGAGGGGCCGGAGCCUUCUCUCUGCAGCCCAAGAAGGCGCAAAUUCGCAAAGUUGUGCAGACUCGACCGGCUGCCCCUACCCGAUCCGCGACGCAAACCCCGGAGACUCGAUCGCCCCGAGUCCAGCCCUCGGCCGAACGCAAUCAGAAAGCGCAGUCGUUGAAAUCCCGAUCGGUCUCGAGUGAUUUGGAGGCCAGCUCAGCGAAACGACUGAGCACACCUUCACGUGUUCGCAAACGCCCAACCCCCGAGCAGCGUCUUUCGAGCGACGAUGAUGCAAGCGACAGCGAUGCUUCUUUUGAAGUACACAAACGUGCCAGGAUGAGCGCCAGUGCCGAACCAGACCCGGAACGACGGCUUCGUUCAGUAAAGGCAUUCUCAGAAGAAGGAUCUCGACCAUUUAAAAUGAUCCAUGCCUCCGAAAUCACGUCGGGCCAGAAGGCCGGCAAAUUUAAACCGGCAUUCGGCGCAGAGGGAAAGCACAAGCAAAUAUAUUUGCAAUACCCUAGUGCUUCGCAGAAAGAAAGAUACGACUCUGUUGUCCCGCGCGAGAACGACGAAUUCCGACCCAUCGAUGACAUUGUGCAAGUCAUUGAGACAGUCUCCGACAAUUAUAUUCCCAGCGAAGCAGCAGAUGAGUUCAAUGACGAGACGACUGGAAUCAAGCGUCGGCUACGUCGGGCUUUGGCUGUCACAUCUGAGACUCAGUUCUUGGAUGCGGUGAAAGAUUACAACGAGGCUAUCCAGCGUCUGACAAAGGACGGCAGUCUCGCCAAGCACUUGGAUAAUACACAACGCAUCAGUCUUCCAUGGGUGGAGCGGAUUCUCACUCAAAUUUAUUCCCGGACGGUUUCCCCCCGCGUUGAGUCUCUGCGGCAAUACGAGAAUGGCACAGACAAUGUCUACGGGGAGCUUCUUCCCCGCUUUAUCAGCACCAUUUUCAAGGAAACUAAGCUCAAAUCAGGCCAGGUAUUUGUCGACCUUGGCUCUGGCGUGGGUAAUGUAGUCCUCCAGGCUGCCCUCGAAAUUGGCUGUGAGAGUUGGGGUUGCGAAAUGAUGUCGAAUGCCUGCGAUUUGGCGGAUUUGCAACAAUCCGAGUUCAAAGCGCGAUGCCGACUUUGGGGUAUUGUGCCAGGCAAGACUCACCUUGUUCGAGGCGACUUCCUUGAGCAAGAAAGCAUCAUCAGCGUCUUGAAGCGCGCGGACGUCGUGCUCAUCAACAACCAAGCAUUCACACCUCAGCUCAAUAACGAGCUGAUCAACCACUUCUUGGACAUGAAAGAGGGAUGUAAGAUUGUUUCCCUCAAAUCUUUUGUUCCGGCCGGUCACAAGAUUCAGUCUCGCAACCUCAACUCCCCCAUCAACCUUCUGCAGGUCCAGCAAAAGAAUUAUUGGUCCAAUAAUGUCAGCUGGACCGACGUCGGCGGUACAUACUUCAUUGCCACAAAGGAAAGCUCUCGAUUGAAAGCCUUCAUUGAUUCCACGCCAUAA